Molecule: messenger RNA, 2540 nt
Organism: Bursaphelenchus xylophilus (pine wood nematode)
Lineage: Eukaryota; Metazoa; Nematoda; Chromadorea; Rhabditida; Aphelenchoididae
Source: the annotation of a GenBank genome assembly
AUGACGGAGAAGGGGUUGAUAGCCACCGUGCGUGGCUACCCGCGCGCCGUCUUCUACUCGCUGGGAAAUGAGUUCUGCGAGCGAUUUUCGUAUUUUGGAAUGCGGGCGAUUCUGGUGAUCUAUCUGUUGUAUGAGCAUAAUAUGUCGGCAAGGUGAGGUUUACAAUAUAUUUUGACUCUUCCUUAUUUCCGUGUUUAACCCAUAGUUUUCUGUUCAGCAAGGCCUUCCUCGUCUAUCACAUUUUCAUCGCCCUUUCCUAUUUGUCAUCAUUAUUUGGCUCGGUCGCUGCUGACAAUUAUUUUGGAAGAUUUAGAGUUAUCAUAUGGGUAAGUAAAUCUGUCAUCUUGAAAGACUUUUUAAGAUUAGAUGAAAUUUUCUCCACGAAACAGGAACAACUUUAAUUCCAAUUAUUUCAGGGAAGUGUAAUAUACGUUUUGGGGCACGUCUGCCUUUCCUUUGGCGCCGUUCCUAAUCUGGAGCAUUCCGUGAGAUCUCUGUUUGACUUCGGAGGUCUUUUUAUCAUCGCCUUUGCGACUGGCUCCAUCAAACCUUGUGUUAGUGCAUUUGCGGCGGAUCAGGUAAGAUGGUCUACUAUAAGGUUGAUGAAACAAGUUUUUGACGUCGGUUGAAAGUUACUUGGCACAAAUCAUUGCUCUAGGCCAUAAAUCAGUUGCUUUUUUAGACAGGGCCAUGUAAAAUGAGGGGAGGUGGCCAGAUUACUUCAACUCAUAUCCUAAAUUAUCCUUGCUUUCAGUUUGAAGGCCGUGCGGAUGCCGACAAGGAGCGUGAGCGUUUCUUUUCUUUCUGGUACUUCGCGAUCAACGCCGGCUCCCUCCUCGGCAUGAUCUUGACCCCCAUCCUCCGCGGCCGAGUCUCCUGUCUCGGCUCCGACUACUGUUAUCCUCUUGCAUUCGGUGUUCCCGGAGUGUUCAUGCUGUUUGCCUUCCUAAUUUUCCUCAGCGGAGUCCGCCAUUAUCGACGGGUACCCGCAGAUAAGGGAAAUGUAAUCGGGCAGGUUGUGAAAUGCAUCGGAUUCGCGGCCAAGGAGAAGGUGAAGCACGUGGCUAGUGGGAAGAACACGAAGCGGGAACAUUGGCUGGACUAUGCGGACGGGCAUUUCAGUCAUUCUCUGAUCGCGGGAGUCAAGAGUUUGCUGGGAGUGAUUGUAAUGUACAUCCCGGUUGUGUUAUACUCCGCGUUGAACGAUCAAAUGGGGUCCACUUGGCAGGAGCAGAGUAUUAAACUCAACGGAAGAGUGGGGCCUUUCACCAUCCUCCCGGAUCAACUCAAGAUCCUGAAUCCCCUUCUGAUCCUGUUCAUGGUCCCCAUAUUCGAGGCCUAUAUCUAUCCAUGUGUCAGGAAGUUCACUCCGGUUACAUCGUUGAGGAAAAUGGCGACUGGAGGUAUUCUGACGGCAGCGGCAUUUGUUUUGGCUGGAUUUCUGGAGGUAUGAACUUUUUUUAUUGAACUUAGAGAGUAUAUUCGAAACUGAAGUUUCCAAUGUUUGGAGCUCAAAUUUUUAACCACAAAUUUUUGCAGCUCUCACUCCAGCCUUCUCUGGAGCCCUCUCCAGUCGCUGGCCACGCUUUUGUCCAGCGAUUUGGCAACGCGUCCAUGGAUCUCCGGACUCUGAACGGAUUCCCCCUCCAAAUUGGUAAAAAUGAAUGGCAAUCCGGUGAAUAUAUUGUCCAAACAAAUGAUGGGACAAAUAUGAACAUCACUGUGAAGCCUGAGGAGACAAUUGUACUUGGAGUCUAUGAUGUGGAUGGGGAAAUCAAAUCGUUUUCUUUCCCAUAUUCGGUCAAGAAACCUGAAAAUCUUCGAACCCGGCUGUUUUUGUUGGUCCCUCCAGGCUCUGGAUUAAUUGGGAAAUCGCUUUUUAUCUAUAAUGAAAAUGGAAAUCUGGAUCAAGAAGUGAAGAUCGCCCCAGGCAAGAAAGUGGACUUACAACCGGGAUCUGUCAGCUCGCCGAGAUACCGGUUUAAAUAUGGAGAUGGGUGCACCAAGGAGAGUUUGAACUGCCCGUAUGAGAGGUGGGUUACUGUAAUCUCAUCAAAUUUUGAAACAUUUCAACAAACGAGUUUCAAGAUUUAAUUGCAACUUUUUUCAGAGACUUUCGCGCUGACAUGGGAGCCGUCGUGGUGCUCGAUCUCUCGGACAUCACCUCCAAUGGAGAGCAGACAAUAGUCCGUCCAAAUACGGUCAACAUCCUCUGGCAAAUCCCCCAGUAUGUGAUCAUCAGUGCGGGAGAGAUUCUGUUCGGGAUCUCCGGCCUCGAAUUCUCCUAUUCCGAAGCCGCCCCCAACAUGAAGUCGGUGCUUCAGGCCAUGUGGUUGAUGACAACUUUCUUCGGGAAUCUGAUCGAUGCCGCCAUCUCCGGCACCAAGAUUGUUGCAGACCCGGCGGCGGAGUUCUUUUUAUACGCGAGUAUGAUGUUCGCGGUCAUGAUUAUUUUCAUUAUUAUGGCCAUGCGAUACAAGAGUGUGGACAAAAAAGAAUUCGACGAAUUGCCCGCGGAAAAGCCGGAGAUCGACGAUUAA